UGAAACCCUAGCGGUUAAAAAACAGAAGAAAAAAAUAAACAGAAAAAUAAAAAUCAAAAUUAUUGGGAAUUUCAAUUUCGGGGAUUCUAUUAGGGUUUCGAAUCCACAAGUCAUUCUCAAACCCUAAUCUGCCAAUUCGCACUGGUGAUCUUCUAUGUCUGUGGGGAGAAUCGAUUGUUUUGUGGCAUUCGGGAUCAGAUCCAAGGAAAAGGGCCAGAUAUGUAUGAUGACAUGUGACAAUUAGGGGAAUUUUGUUGUGGGCGUUUGUUAUGUUGAUUUGCCAUGGAAAGCAGAACAGAGAACUCCAAUGGCACUACAGUUCCCAAACAAUCAAAAUCUCUGGAUCUUAAAAGUCUAUAUAAAUCAAAAUUGUCUCUAAACACUUCAAAGAAGAACAUAAAGAGGAUUAACAGUAGUAGUGGGAAUGGUGAUGAGAAGAGGAAUAGAAAGAAGGCUAAAAGAGAAGUCUCUUUAAGUAGCUUAGAAAAUGGUGAUGGUAGCAGUGAGUUGAAGUUAGGGGUCAGUCAGAGAUUGAAUAGUAGUGUGUCAAAUAAAGUUUCAUUUGGAGUUUGUGGUGAUGAUUUUCACAUUCCCAAGAGGAAGAGGAGUUUUAUGCGGAAGAAAAAAUCAGAGCCUGGGCAAGCAUCAACUUUGGUGGAGCAUCUCGAUUGUAGAAGUGGCUAUGUCCAUCCUGUGCCAAAGUUAGGUAGUGAUGAUGAUUUGGGCAGUGGGGUUGAAUCUUACAAGACUAAGCAUAAGAAAGAAUUUGAUGAAUUUAAUAAGGAAAAUAGGAAUAGUGAUUCAAAUUCAGUUCAAAAUUUUAAGGAGAAUGGGAUUUGUGCAUCUCAUUCUGUUGUAAAUAUUGAUGGUGGAGAUUCUGCUUUGAAAAAGUCACGAAGGAAGAAUAGGAAACGAAAGACUUCAGCUUUAGAUACAACUAAGGUUUCGAAGGAGGUUGAACCUUUGGUUUCGAGUUGUAAAAUAUCUGAUGAUUUGCAAGAAGAUGAAGAGGAAAAUCUUGAGGAGAAUGCAGCUAGGAUGCUAUCUUCAAGGUUUGAUCCAAGCUGUACUGGAUUUUCGACCAAAGGUUCAAAUGGUUUGUCAUUUUUUCAAUCUUCUAGUCAAAGUAUUGUUAACCGUGAUUUGAAGUUUCAAUCAGGUUCAGAAUCUGCGUCAGCUGAUACUGAUGGCAGAGUUUUGAGGCCUAGGAAACAAUAUAAAAACAAAGGUAAUUCCAGGAAGAGGCGCCAUUUUUAUGAAAUUCUUUUAGGUGAUGUAGAUGUAUACUGGGUACUGAACCGGAGAAUUAAAAUUUUUUGGCCUUUAGACCAGAGAUGGUAUUAUGGCCUUGUGGAUGAUUACGAUGAAGGAAGCAAGCUUUACCAUAUCAAAUAUGAUGAUCGGGAUGUAGAAUGGGUUAAUCUACAUACUGAGAGAUUCAAACUCUUGUUACUUCGUAGUGAAGUUCCAGGAAAUGCAAAAGGUGAAAGAGCUUUUACAAAACGUAGAAGUUCUGAUCAACAGAAGGGUAGCAAAUCCAGAAAAGAAAGGCAAAGAACAGAAGACAAUACUGAGAAUGCUCACCAUGGUGGGAGCAGUAUGGACUCAGAACCUAUUAUUUCAUGGUUGGCUCGAUCUUCUCAUCGGUAUAUAUCUUCUUUUCAAGGCAUUAAGAAACAGAAAACUUCUGUCACACUUCCAAGUACAAUGUCAUCAUUCUUAUAUGACGAACCUGUCACAUCAAAGGGACAAUUAUGUAAGCAUUCUCUGAAGGGUGUUGAAAAUAAUUUAUCCAAUGAUUAUGGAUCACAGGAUAAAUUAAGUGAUGAUUUUAAGAUGAAGUCUUCAUUGCAAAGUGCCACUCGCAGGAAAGAUGUAAAACAGCCUAUUGUCUAUUUCAGAAGGCGGAUUCGAAAGCCUGCUCUAAUACCCUCUCAUAUCUAUGAAGAAAAGCAUGCUAUUAGAAGUGCAUCUGGUUCUGUUUCACUUGACCAUAUGUUUGGGGUUGAGAAUAUGAUGAAUUCAAGGGAUGACAUGGAUGAAGUUGAGGGCCCAUUGUGCUUCACUUACAAGGCCGGAGUAUCAAAAGUAUUUUGGGACAUGGAAUCAUUAUUGUUCAGAUUUGGCUUAAAUUUUCCAAAUUGUUUCAUGUUGAAUAAUCAUUUUGAAUCUGAAAAUUUGUGGUUGCUUUAUCCCCUUUUUUUGCUCCAGUAUGGUACAGUUAUGACCAAUUGGCCUAGAGUUUGUUUGGAGAUGCUUUUUGUCGAUAAUGUGGUUGGGUUGAGAUUUCUAUUAUUUGAAGGCUGCUUGAACAUGGCUGUAGCCUUUGUCUUUUUUGUCCUUAGGUUAUUUCAUCAACCUGCCUGCCGAGGGAAGUAUGUUGACUUGCAAUUUCCAUGUACAUCUAUUGGAUUCAAGUUUUCUGGUCUUCAUGUGAUUAAGAAGCCGCUUGUUUUUGAGUUCUAUAAUUUCUCUGGAGUGAAUAAUUCUAAGUGGACGAACUUAGAUUCAAAGCUUAAGAGGCAUUGCCUUCUGAGUAAGAAGCUCCAUCUUUCUGAAUGCACAUAUGAUAACAUCCAGGCACUUCAAAAUGGAUCAAGUGGGUUGUCCAUAACUUCUGUCAGUGGGUCCUCCGCAGUCAAGGUCAUGCGGAGGGGCAGGCCAGGGAUUAACAUCAUGGGUAUUUCCAAAGUGUCUACUCAAGCUGAUAUUCAUCAGUAUUCUGAUGUUGGUGAGAGGAAACUUCCUCCAUUUACUCUUUCUUUUGCUGCAGCACCUACAUUUUUUGUUUGUUUCCAUCUCAAGUUGAUGAUGGAGCAGUCUGCAACUCAUAUUAGCUUUUCUGAUCACGCACCGGAGUUUGAUCAGGAGGACCCUAGUUUGGGAACCAAUGGAUGUACCAGCACCAAUGGUUGCUCAAACCGGAAUUCUGAAAUUAUCCCGAGGAAAGAUAUUGAGAUUUUUUCCAAUGGUGCUGCAAGUGAUGGAGGGUCUUGUAAUGACUCAGAUCAUCCCUCUACCUUUAGUUAUCAAAUUCUCUCUCAAAAGUACCAGAACAUUGGUCCUACCAGUUUUGGUACUUCCAUUUCCCAUUUUUCUGAGAGGCUCGGCACAACUCACUUACCCAAAUGGCAAUCACACCAUAUGGAGCAAGGGUUAGGCUCUUUACCUUUGAGUUCUUUAGUUUGUCAAGAUAAGGAUGAUGAUGGUUCUCAUUCUUUUAUUGGUGAUCUCAGUAUCCAAAUUCCUGCAGUUGAUCAAUUUGAGAAACCUGGUGGUGAUGAUGAUGGUGAUUUACGUGAUGCUGAACACUCUCCUGAUAUCUCUUGGAAUGGAGGCGUCAUGCCAAGCUCUAAUUUAACUGCUCGUAGAAAUUCUUGGUAUCGGAACCCGAAUAGUUCCUCAUCAUUGGGAUUUCAGUCUCAUGUGUGGUCUGAUGGAAAGGCUGAUUCACUUUACAAUGAUUUUAACAGUGGACCUAAGAAACCACGCACACAAGUAUCAUACUCAGUGCCUUCUUCUGGUUAUGAAUUCAGUUCAAGGCCGAGAAACCAUCAUCAGAAAGGGCUUCCUCACAAACGAAUUAGAAAGGCCAGUGAGAAGAAGUCAUCAGAUGUUGCCAGGGUCCCUGAAAAGAAUUUUGAAUGCGUAUCUUGUGGUGCAAAUGUCUUGAUUACUCUUGGUGAUAAGGGUUGGAGAGAAUCUGGGGCCCAUAUUGUACUAGAGCUGUUUGACCACAAUGAGUGGAGACUUUCUGUGAAACUUUUAGGAAUUACUCGGUAUUCAUACAAAGCACAUCAGUUUCUGCAGCCUGGAUCAACAAAUCGAUACACACAUGCAAUGAUGUGGAAAGGAGGGAAGGAUUGGAUCUUGGAAUUUCCUGAAAGGAGUCAGUGGGCUCUUUUCAAGGAGAUGCAUGAGGAAUGCUACAACCGUAACAUCCGGGCCGCUUCAGUUAAAAAUAUACCUAUUCCUGGUGUUCGCUUGAUAGAAGAAAAUGAUGAUAAUGGAUGUGAGGCAACUUUUGUUCGGAGCUUUAUGUACUUCCAACAGGUUGAAACAGAUGUUGAGAUGGCUCUGGAUCCAUCCCGUGUUUUGUAUGACAUGGAUAGCGAAGAUGAGCAAUGGAUUGCAAAUGCUCUAAAUUCUGUAAAAGAUAACAGUGACUUGAGUUGGAUUUCAGAGGAGAUGUUUGAGAAGACAUUGGACAUGUUUGAAAAGGCAGCAUAUACUAAGAAGCGUGACCAGUUUACUUCUAAUGAGAUAGAGGAACUCACGGUUGAUGUUGGGCCUUUGUCUAUUGUCAAAAUCAUAUAUGACCAUUGGCAGGAGAGAAGGAAGAAGAGUGGAAUGGCUUUAAUACGGCAAUUUCAGCCCCCUCUAUGGGAAAGGUAUCUGAAACAAGUGAGAGAGUGGGAGGUAGCCAUGACAAAGAACAAUACCCAUUCCAAUGCAUGUGUGGACAGGGUUACAACUUUGGAGAAACCGGCCAUGUUUGCUUUCUGUAUGAAGCCUAGGGGUUUGGAAUCAGUGAACAAGGGAUUGAAGAAUCGAUCCCAAAAGAAGAUUUCAGUAUCUGGGCACGCAAACAGUAAUCUAGAUCAGGAUGGCUUCCGAAGAAGACAUAAUGCCUUACCCUUUGGCGAUGAAAAGUUCCUAUACCAAGGCCAUUAUUACGAUUCUUUUGAUGAAUCACCAUUGCCUCUGACCUCACCAAGGAUGUUGGUACCACGUGAUGCUGGCAGCUUGAAAUACCAUCCUACCAGUAAAGGAUCGGGUUACAGAAAUCAUGUCCCAAAAUUUCACCAGUCUAGAUAUGAUGUGCCUCAUAACAGGCAUCACCUGCUUGCUGGCCCCAAGAGGCAAGGGAUUGAACAGUUGGAUACUUCUGUCCUUGAGGAGUUAAGGCUACGAGAUGCCGUGGCUGAGGCUCGUAUUAAACGGCACAUGGCUAAGUUGAAGAGAGAUAGGGCUACAAGAUUGCUAUAUAAAGCAGAUGUAGCAAUUCACAAGGCCAUUACAUCUCUAAUGAUUGCAGAAGCAAUGAAUGCUUCUUUGGACUCACUUGGUGAAAUUAAAGCUUCGGAGUACUAAUCUGGCAAAUCACAUGGCCUUUGGUUUUACUUGGUCAAGAGUUGUGGCCUUCUUUCCAUUAUUCGGGUGUUCAAUAGAGAACUCAAAUUCACGAGAAUCGGGUUCAGAGUAACUGUAGCACUGAUCUGCAUGAAUAGGUCUAUGAAGUUUUGACUGCCUACCUAUAUUUGUACAGAUUCCCUCCCCCUUCUCAGUUUCAAACAUUCAAUAUAAAAAUAGAAAUCGGCCAAUAAUACAACACCACUUUGAAUUGCAAGUAGUACUGUUUCUUUCAUAGGUUUUAGAUAAUAGUGGAGUGGUGUAUGUCUCGCAGUUGAUCUUUCCAUUCAAUUUUUACCACUAGCACUGCUACAUGCUGUGCUUAUAAAUACUGGAAAACACACAUUUACCACUGCUACAUGCUGUGCUUAUAAAUACUGGAAAACACACAUUCAAUUAGAAGUUUACAAUUAUAGAAAUUGAUCAUAAAUUCCUUGUAGAUACGAUAUUGUACUAUUUUUUUUUGAAAACUAUAGGACUUGUUAAGAAAAAAGAUUAUUUAUACCACAAUCUCGUCAAGUUUUCUAGUGUCAU
Molecule: messenger RNA, 5667 nt
Organism: Vigna umbellata (rice bean)
Lineage: Eukaryota; Viridiplantae; Streptophyta; Magnoliopsida; Fabales; Fabaceae
Biological process (GO): regulation of transcription by RNA polymerase II
Cellular component (GO): NuA4 histone acetyltransferase complex
Source: RefSeq, a predicted model, not a curated record